This is a messenger RNA of Rhodamnia argentea, 910 nucleotides long. RefSeq lists its product as uncharacterized. Bases 163 to 813 code for a protein of 216 amino acids. The record is from RefSeq and is a predicted model, not a curated record. Lineage: Eukaryota; Viridiplantae; Streptophyta; Magnoliopsida; Myrtales; Myrtaceae. The transcript has 2 exons.
UUUGUCCACUCGAUGCUUCUUUGGACAUACUCUUUCUCCGAACACUCUAUAUAAACCUGACCCGCACGUCUCUCUUCUUCAUCCUCACUACAUUCUCACGUAUCCAACUCCUUCAGAGAAGCAAUACUUGAAUUCAUCCCUCGUUUGGCUGAAUAUAACCAAAUGGCAGAGAAGAACCAGAACCAAUACCAACUACCCGAGUCGAAUGCCUAUCGCCGGAGCGAUCAAGAAUCGCUUCAUACCAUGGAGGAUGAGGAGGCCAAACGCAAGAAGAGGAUGAAGUGGACGAUCGGCAUCAUCGCCUUCGUCAUCUUUCAGGUAGUCCAAGCUCUCUUCUUCGUCCUGGUCAUCAUGAAGUUCAAGUCCCCCAAGUUCAGGGUCGGCGACUUUGCCAUCCAGACUCUGACUGUCGGGACUCAGGCCUCCCCUUCGUUCGACUUGAGCUUCGUUGCCCCGAUCCGAGUCAAGAACACCAACUGGGGUCCCUUCAAGUACGAUGCCUCCACUAUUAACUUCACCUAUGGAGGUGUCCAGGUGGGACAAGCCAUCAUUCCGAAGAGCAAGGCCAACUUCAAGUCCACCGAGAAGAUCGAUGUGGACGUAACUUUGAGCUCUGGCAAUUUGUCUAGCGAUAUCAAUUCUAAUCUCGGAAGCGAACUGAGCUCUGGGGUCAUAACGUUGACUAGUCAAGGCGAGCUUAAAGGAAAGAUUACAGUCAUGUUCAUGUUCAAGAAGAAGAAGACCUCGCAAAUGAAUUGCACCAUGGCAAUCAAUACUACAACAAAGAUGGUCCAAUCCUUGUCGUGUAAAUGAAAUUCCUAAGUGUAAUUCUCGGCGAUGGACAUCUUGCGAGCUCACUUUUAUAUCUUCUUUCUACGAGUUAUCCAUCGAUUGAAUAGAGAAAUUUAUG